UCGCUUGUCUUUCGCUCUUCCUAUUGGAGGCCGGCCUCCCCUGGGGGCGGGCGCCGCCGGGAGGCGGAAGCGGCCGUAGGCAUGGCGGCGGCCGUGCGGCUUGCGCUGCUGGGGCUGCUGCUCCCGGGGCCGGGCGGCUGGGGGCAUGCAGGACCCCCACGCGACAGCCUGCGGGAAGAGCUCGUCAUCACCCCGCUGCCUUCUGGGGACGUAGCCGCCACAUUCCAGUUUCGCACGCGCUGGGAUUCCGAGCUGCAGCGGGAAGAAGUUUCUCAUUAUAGGCUCUUCCCCAAAGCCCUGGGGCAGUUGAUCUCCAAGUAUUCUCUCCAGGAGCUGCACCUGUCAUUCACACAAGGCUUCUGGAGGACUCGAUACUGGGGGCCACCCUUUCUGCAGGCCCCAUCAGGUGCAGAGCUCUGGGUCUGGUUUCAAGACACAGUCACUGAUGUGGAUGAAUCUUGGAAGGAGCUCAGUAACGUCCUCUCCGGGAUCUUCUGCGCCUCUCUCAACUUCAUCGACUCUACCAACACGGUCACUCCCUCUGCCUCCUUCAAACCCCUAGGGCUGGCCAAUGGCACUGACCACUACUUCCUGCGCUAUGCUGUGCUGCCCCGAGAGGUGGUCUGCACAGAGAACCUCACCCCCUGGAAGAAGCUCCUGCCCUGUAGUUCCAAGGCAGGCCUCUCUGUGCUGCUGAAGGCGGACCGCCUGUUCCACACUAGCUACCACUCGCAGGCGGUGCACAUCCGCCCUGUUUGCAGAAACGCCCGCUGUACCAGCAUCUCCUGGGAGCUGAGGCAGACCCUCACCGUGGUGUUUGAUGCCUUUGUCACGGGGCAGGGCAAGAAAGACUGGUCCCUCUUCCGGAUGUUCUCCCGAACCCUCACAGAGCCCUGCCCCCUGGCUUCGGAGAGCCGAGUCUACGUGGACAUCACCAACUACAGCCAGGACAACGAGACCUUGGAGGUGAACCCGCCCCCCACCACCACCUACCAGGACGUCAUUCUGGGCACCCGGAAGACCUAUGCAGUCUACGACUUGCUUGACCCAGCUACAAUCAACAACUCCCGCAACCUGAACAUCCAGCUCAAGUGGAAGAAACCCCCAGAGAAUGAGGCCCCGCCCGUGCCCUUCCUGCACGCCCAGCGGUACGUGAGCGGGUACGGGCUGCAGAGCGGGGAGCUGACCACGCUGCUGCACAACACGCACCCCUACCGCGCCUUCCCCGUGCUGCUGCUGGACACGGUGCCCUGGUACCUGCGGCUCUACGUGCACACGCUGACCAUCACCUCCAAGGGCAAGGACAACAAGCCGAGUUACAUCCACUACCAGCCCGCCCAGGACCGGCUGCAGCCCCACCUCCUGGAGAUGCUGGUCCAGCUGCCGGCCAGCUCGCUCACCAAGGUCUCCAUCCAGUUUGAGAGGGCACUGCUCAAGUGGACCGAGUACACCCCGGACCCCAACCACGGCUUCUAUGUCAGCCCAUCGGUCGUCAGCGCCCUCGUGCCCAGCAUGGUGGCAGCCAAACCCAUGGACUGGGAAGCGAGCCCCCUCUUUACCUCCCUGUUCCCCGUGUCCGACAGCUCUGGCUACUUCGUGCGGCUCUACACGGAGCCGCUGCUGGUGGGCCUGCCCACGCCCGACUUCAGCAUGCCCUACAACGUGAUCUGCCUCACGUGCACCGUGGUGGCCGUGUGCUACGGCUCCUUCUACAACCUCCUCACCCGAACCUUCCACGUCGAGGAGCCCAGCGCCGGCGGCCUGGCCAAGCGGCUGGCAAACCUUAUCCGGCGUGCCCGCGGCGUGCCCCCGCUCUGAGGCGCCCCUCGCAGCCGGGGGGGCCACACUUCCCACCGCUCGCCCGCCCGCUGGCCUCCGAAGCAAACUGCCCAGACAGGGCCGAAAGCUGUGCCGUCCAGCGUAGGAGUCGUGAGCCCGAUGUGGCGUUUGUAUUUAAAUGAAUUUAACCUAAAAAAACUCAUCUCCUCAGUUGGACUUGCCACAUUUCAAGUGCCCAGUAGGCAGAACUAGCUAGUGCUACUGUACUGGACAUGGGGAGCACCUUUCCAACACCCGAGAACUAUACUGGACAGGGCGUGCUGAAGGAGCCACCACCGUGUGGUGGAUGGAGUUUACUAGUUAGGGAAUAAAAAGUGGUUUCUUCCUUGG
Condylura cristata (star-nosed mole) is the source of this 2169-nucleotide messenger RNA. RefSeq names its product phosphatidylinositol glycan anchor biosynthesis, class T (gene PIGT). Gene Ontology annotation, biological process: attachment of GPI anchor to protein. Bases 82 to 1818 code for a protein of 578 amino acids. The transcript is spliced from 12 exons. Lineage: Eukaryota; Metazoa; Chordata; Mammalia; Eulipotyphla; Talpidae. Gene Ontology annotation, cellular component: GPI-anchor transamidase complex. The record is from RefSeq and is a predicted model, not a curated record.